AGGGAAAAGCUUUUGUGACAAAAUUUUAGAGCAUCGGGGCACUGUCAAACAAGAAUUGCGAUUGUGGCUAAUGACUAUGGACGAUCACAAUAACCUUCAAGCGAGUAAAGAAACACCGGCUUCAGACACAAAGUCAAGGUGGCUAAAUACUUUCUGUUUCUACAUCUUCGGUUUUUUCGCCUUCUUCAACGUAGAAAUGUUCGUCAUAGGAGCGCAGGAUAUCCUGAGCGGCAGGAACGUUCCGACCGCUAUUUUGAUCACUUGUUUUGAGGGUCCUUUAGUGAUGGCCAAACUAGUCAUUCCUUGGUUUCAGCAGAAGAUUCCCUACGUGGUGAAGAUGUUCUUUAUCGCAUCCUUUAUGAUUCUUGGAUUGUCUUUAGUCGUUUUCGCAAAUGACUUUAAAGUAAAGAUUUUAGGAGUUGGGCUAAACGCCAUGGCUGCUGGUGCUACUGAAACCACCUCUCUUGCGCUGGCUUCGUUUUAUCCAAAGUUAUGCAUCAGCGCGUUCGUCGCUGGCACUGGAACGGGUUGUCUGAUUGCUGCUCUAUACUACACAGCUCUCAUGACAUGGACUUGCUUAUCUCCUAAGACCACCAUGAUGAUAACAGUUCCCCUUCCUUUGGCAGUUUUGGUGUCUUACGCAUUGCUGAACAAAGACUUUCUCCCAAACAGCUCACAAAGCAGCCCCAAGGAGCUCAAACGCGUUAAGUACUCCAUUGUGGGAUCCACUUCUGACACCAUGGAUCAGGAUGCGCCAUCUCGCCAAAAACUAACAUGUGGCGAAAUGCUCAACAUUGCAUGGAAAAUGAGUUCAGUCAAUAUUUCUCUAUUGUUGAGCUUUUCUUCUGAGUAUAUCUCUGCUGUAUCCGUACUUACGACGAUUUCUUUCCCCGAUUCACAAUUUCUCCCUCGCGAUCACUUCCUUAUUUAUCUGUUGUCGUACUUUAUCGGUAGAUUUGUCGGUCGAAGCUACUUGCUUUUAUUUUCUUGGCUGCCUUCUAAUAUUACGAAAUUUCUUCAGUGCAAUAGAAUCUGGAUUUUCACAGUGCUGCAGAUGGCACAACUGACUUUCUUGGUAUUGAACUCGUUGUACCAUUUCGUCCCAUACAUCUGGAUAAUAAUCUGUGUUUGUUCAACUCUUGGUCUAAUCGGCGGAAUGAUAUGCGUGAACGCACCCCAUGCAGUUGCGCAGCACGUUAAAUCCGAGGAGAAAGAGUUUGCUUUAGGACUGGUGUCAGUUGGUUCAUCCAUGGGUGUAUUAGUGGGUGCCCUGAUUGGCCUGGCUGUGGAAUCGAGUCUUAGAAAGCAUUGUGUCGAGCAUUACCCAGACACCAAAGAGUUCUGCUUCACAAGAUAUCAAAACACCACUGGCUGGGAAACUAAUAUUCACUGUUAAAGCCUGUUAUAUAUUCUGACGCUUUGGUGCUUAAAGUCAAAAACCAACCAAGCAAACAAAAAACCUAACUGACCAAUAGACAAAGGUCCAAUCAAAACCUUCGUUUGCAUUAAUUUUUAUAGAGAAUAUCAUCACGAAAUUUAUGUACUUUUCCGUGAACGUAUUUUGUUCGCCAGACUAAAAAUACUUUGUCCGCAAAACUUCCUGAGACCACUCAGUAAUGUUUUAGGUCGAGCGCAUGAUGAUCAGAUGAGGAUCGUUCUCUCUCAGCAGCAAGCCUGCUUUAGCAAGUGACCUCUUUUGAAGUUCUACGCUGCUGGAACAGUGACCAAAAUUUUGGGUCUAUUUGCUUUAGAUUGUGGGUUCCGAGAAAAAAAAAAAUUUUUAUAAUAGAGUGAAGUUUCUGAUACUUACGAGAAUCAUCUUCAAAUGUUUCAAAGACUUGUGUCUAAGUUGCGUGCAGUAUGUAUGUCUUCGUAAGACGCCGCAAAAAGGGUUGCUUAAGGCCAGACUCGUAAAAUAGAA
Messenger RNA from Pocillopora damicornis (cauliflower coral), 1921 nucleotides. RefSeq lists its product as uncharacterized. Gene Ontology annotation, cellular component: vacuole; membrane. Lineage: Eukaryota; Metazoa; Cnidaria; Anthozoa; Scleractinia; Pocilloporidae. Gene Ontology annotation, biological process: regulation of intracellular pH. The record is from RefSeq and is a predicted model, not a curated record.